AUGGUAACUAUCGACAUCAAAGCACUUGCACACGCAUGCGGGACGUCUGGACAACAUAUCAAGAGAAGCGCUUUACCUGCUCCGAAAAAAGGUCUCGCCUUGCUCAGGAAAAGAUGGCUCGAGUUUGCGACAGAGGUCGGGCUUGAAGACGUUGACGAGUCUAUGCCUUUCUCCACCGCCCCAGCCGUCGCACAGAUCUUCGCCUUCCUUACGUGGAGACUUCGUAACAGCCACGGCCUGCUUGCACCCAGAUUGCAUGUAACCACUCUAGAGAAGGAGUGGAGUCAACUGAAAGGCGGUGUCCGCCAAUCAUGCGAUCAUCAGUAUUCCAAACGCGAGCAGACUGAAGUGCGAAGAUUCAUCCACCAUACCCUGAGAAUAGAGGAGAACGCUUCUACGAUCUCGCAGAAGAAAGCGCUUGCAAGCAAAGGGGUCGUCACCGAUAUCAUCAAUUUUCUCUGGGCUUUCGACGAACCUGGCGAGAUGGUCGAGUCUUCGCAACAUUUUGGUACCAACGAAGGCAUUUUAUACAAAGACCUUACCAUAUACAAAGUGCCCCGAGGGUCGGCAUCGAUAUUCGCCAUCUUGGCCAAACUGCGAAACCGAAAGUUCAACCGCGGUUUGCAGCAUAGAGACACAGAGCUUCCGCUCAUUGAAGAUGUCGAUAAUCGCGCUCUGUGUCCGGUCCUCCAGCUUCUAUCUCUUGCCAUCGCUGAUGCAGCACUCCAGGGGGUCGGUGGAGUUGACGACCUCGAGCGGAUUCGAUAUCGCUCUGGCUGCCCAGUGCGGCAAAUACUCAUCCGGGAAGAGAGGGCUGAAAUGCCAGUCAUGCGGAAGCUGAUACCGGGCGGCAGUCGACAUAUUUCAGACUCUGAGAUCCUUUCUGUAGGUUCGCUUCACAAUAUGCUACGGGCAGUAGGAGAAAGAGCAGGAUAUCAAGAUCCUUUGAAGGCCUACAAUUUCCGCAGAAUGCACGGAAACAUGCUGGACAGUGAGUUUAUUGUGAAUAUCCGCUACACACGUAUCAAUUUCGGUUACGAAACAGCAGAACAUGUCUCCGCAGCUCGAAGGAGUAAGCAUUUUGGACACCGAAGUGAACGCUCAUUCUUGUCGUAUAUCUCAGACAUCUCCGAUGUGCAUAUGCAGGCGCACUUCAAUGAAGAAUCUCCUGAAGACCAGACGAUUGGCCUGUUGCAGUCUAUGGAACGGAACCUGGACACUGGCGCACAGCAGCCACCUGGAUCACAACUCACCGAUGUGCCUGUUGCAACCUUCACUGCCGAGGGGCAAGUGCAAUAUCCAGGCUUAGAGGAGCACCUAUCUGCGUUUCGAAGUGCAAAGAAAUUGCGGAUUGAUACACCGCCACUGUUCGAUGGCGCACGACAAAUGGAAGAAGCGAACGAUGCGAUUUUUACGCAAGGACACGAAAUAGCAAAGGCUGGAUCAAGUGAUAUAGCUCCGGCAGAAGCGGGCAGGGACACCUCAGCUGAAGGAAGAGAAACAAAAGCCAUUGAAUUCAACCACUGUUUUCUGUGUUUCGACACUCAAGAAGGAGGUUACUAUGUCGAAAAGGUGGAUCUUGAAUGGCCCGGAAAAGUUGUCUAUGAGUGGUCGUACAAGAAAACAAAGAAGGGAUCUAGGAGGCCUACCCCAAAGCCCAUGUUCAAGGAGCAAGGGAGUCCAAAAGAAGAUUUCGAAAGGAUCCAGGCAGCAAUCUACAAGAACAAAGGAUGGUGGUCCAGAUACUUAUGGUGCUACGAACUUGAAGUGAAGGAGAUCAAAUUUCACUUCAAAGCUCUACUUCGCAAUAAGAUGUGCGUCAAUAUUAAGCACUGGUUAGACCCUGAAGCGAUCAGGGAAAAAAACUCCAAUGAUAGGGAGAAUCUCCGUUAUGUCGAGUGUCAUUCUAACUACCACGACUCCAACUGUCCUGAAGCAAUGCGCCAAGCCGACAUUCCGGUUUUUGAUGAGCCGGCUUGUCUACAAGACCAGUACGAGAACGCGGGGAGGAGACUGAUCGGUUUCGAGAAACGGGAUUUGCUUAAAGAAUGCAUCGAGAAUCCCGAACAGACCGAAGCUGAAGAGAUCCUAAGAUAUGGGCUGCUCCAAAAGAGUUUCGUAUACCGAGAAGAUGAAGCAGAGUGGUUGCGAGAUCAAUACAAUGAUAAGCCUCCACCUUCAGGUUGGGAAUUGUUGAGACGCUGCAUCCCAAGAAUAGUCCAUUUCAAGGCCAAAGACUACAACAGUCUCAAGAAAGACCCAACGUCAAAGGAUGCCAAUCACUCAGAGGCGAACGACUCGCCCAGACUAACAAGGAUUGACUCGCUUAUCGAAUACCGCGGGAUAUAUGUCAAAAUGAGAUGGAAUGUGCCGCGCAUGAUCCGCAGCAUCAAGGCCGGCUUUCUUUGGUGUCUGUCCGCAUUCACGAUCACUUGGAUUGGGGUACUGGUAUGGGGUAGGCAUGGCGAUUGGAGCACCGCGUUCACAUUUGGCUCGCUUCUUGUUGCGGUCCUCGCCUUGCCCCUUCCACUGAUCAUCCUAUACACUACAUAG
Molecule: messenger RNA, 2553 nt
Organism: Zasmidium cellare ATCC 36951
Lineage: Eukaryota; Fungi; Ascomycota; Dothideomycetes; Mycosphaerellales; Mycosphaerellaceae
Exons: 8
Coding region: 1-2553 (850 amino acids)
Source: RefSeq, a predicted model, not a curated record